GAGGGCGGCUUCAUCCGAUUCGGGCGAGUUGGCGGCGCGCUGAGCGUCUCACGCUCGCUGGGCGACCACAACCUGAAGGGUGCAGGCGUCAGCUGUGUUCCAGACGUUUGCAGCUUCUCAGUUAGCGAGGGAGAAGCCUUGCUGAUGGCAUCCGAUGGUUUCUGGGACGCCCUUAGCGAUGAUGAUGCUGGUGAGGCUCUUCUGGGUAUUGUCAAAGCUGCCAUGGCAAGCGGCCAGGCAGGCCCCAUGAUUCUUAGGCUGAAGCAUCCCUGA
Molecule: messenger RNA, 273 nt
Organism: Symbiodinium pilosum
Lineage: Eukaryota; Dinophyceae; Suessiales; Symbiodiniaceae
Source: the annotation of a GenBank genome assembly